Symbiodinium sp. CCMP2592 is the source of this 3723-nucleotide messenger RNA. The record is from the annotation of a GenBank genome assembly. NCBI's taxonomy places the organism in Eukaryota, Dinophyceae, Suessiales, Symbiodiniaceae.
AUGGCACAUGUCUUUGAUCAGGAGUCACCUGAGGUCCUUGCCUACGUUAUCAGCCGCUUCGCUGUGCAUACCGAGGCCCAGGUGUUGCACCCAGCGGCUAUGCUGGAUCUCAGGGCUCAGCUUCGGUUUUUGGUUUCCGAGGGUCGGAAUGUGGAUGCAGCCAGGCUGUGGGCAUCAGCCCUUGAGAUCCAACAUUACCCUCCUCCCCCUCCACUGCUCGACGGAUUACCUGCAGGUCUGCCACCUAUCCGCACGGUCCCGUGUGUCGUCACGGACUGUGCCCGGUGCGCCCAGAGCCGUGGAGGGUUCCAGCUGCCUUUUGUGGGUACAUUCACACAUGCAGCAGCGAUUGUCCGCCCAGGGAGUGACCCGGCUCAAGCGUGGAGUGCUUACCAUGCAUGCCGCUCCUAUUUGUCGCCGGGCGACAUCACGGCCCUACAUUCGGGCCUUUGGCCUACCGACCUGCUGCCGAACCACCUCUACGCGCUCUUUUCUCGGGUGGCAGAACAGACCCACCCUCGGGCAGCCAGCUCAGCCGAGCUCUGGAUCGUUUUCCGACGGCUGCCCGGGAGGAUGAAAGAUCACGGGCGCACAGGACCAUCUGGCUGUGGCUUGGGGCCGUGGCUUACGGGCCGGGACUAUUGCCAGCAGCCUGCCACAGCUGCGGGGUGCCAACGGUCUUCCGCUGUCGGCGGUGUGACGCAGCGGCUUGUGGAGACUGCCUGGGCCGCUGCAUUCGGUGCCUCUGAUGGUGGGCGAUUCUGGAAGGGGCGUUCCCUUUAUUAUGACCGGCAGGAGCCGACGGCCGCGGCGGAGACCGCAGGCAUAUUUUUAUACCGGGGAGUGGACCUGGGGCUGUCUUCGCCGGUGGCGACCCGCCCGGUCUUGAGUCGUACUCCUGCUCUGCUUCUGCCGUUGCCCGGCCUUCGCGAUCAGCUUCCACGGCGGCAGGAGAUGGCGAUAGCCAGCCCGGCCCGUCUUCCGGACUCUUCAGGGGAGGGUACCCCGGUAGAGGUCCGAGUGGAGGCUUGGCGCCGCGCCUUUGGCCUGGCCGAUGACGAGGAGUUCGCCUACGUCUUUAUGUCGGCGGAAGAGGCACAGAGGCAAGCUGGAGCAGAAAUCGCAGCCAAAUGGCGCGAAGUCCGCGAGCGAGUGGACGAGGGCAAGGCUCUGGCUUUCGCACAUGAGGCAGCCCAAGCCGGAGCGGCGGCGGCCAAACCUUCCACCAAGCCUCGCCCGCCUUUGCCGCGGCGGCGGGCAGCCGUGCCCAAGGCACCGCUGCAAGCCCGUACGCCUGUGGAGCGCGCUGCCUUGGAGACACCAUUGGUCGAGGAACUCGCCGACCUUUGGGUAGAUGCCAAGGUUCAGCGCCCGAGCGGUGAGCUCAACGCGGGACGCCAAGCUGAGUGGGAGAACUUUGUGAGGCGCCGUGCUGCCAAAGUGUGCAGCGAAGCGGAAGUGGCCACGAUCAAGAAGGCCGUGGUUUCCCUCCGCGAGCUUCAGCAUUUCCAGGUUGCCCGGGGCAGAGACGGGCUGGAAGAGGUGGACACCCUGGACCUGGACGCCUUUAUCUUCAGCUCGGCCGCUCCUCAUCGUGCCGUGGCGGGCUUGCGGUGGGCUGCCAAGCAAGCGGAGCUCGCCUGGAAGAUUCCGGAUGCACCCCGGACCGACCAGCGCCGAAAGCCUAGGGACGAGCGGCAGGCCACCUUGGCCGAACCGCCGAUGCUGGUCCACCUGGAGAAGGUUAUUGAGGACCGGUGCAUUAUGGGCGACCCUCGGUGGACUGCGAUGCUGGGGCAAUGGAUGCAGGCCUCCAGCUGCAUGCGGUAUGCCCACCUUCGCAGGAGCGAGGUCCUGCGCAUCACGGGGUCCACCGUGCAUGCCUUCUGCAACAAGGGCAAGCAGGGCCGCCUGCGGCAGGGUUUUUACUUUGCCAUUCCGGCCGCCUUCGCUUCUGGAUGGAACUGGACCGAGCCUUGGAAAGAAGCCUUCGAGGCCCUGCCCAAAGGCCGGCGGAGCCAGUGCGGGCUAUGCUUCGAUGCUCGGGGCUUCUCGUGGUCCCUCAGGGAGUCUACCCUGGCCGUGCAGGCGGCUUUCACGGAUGUGGUGGCCAAUCCGGAGGAGCUGACCUCCUAUAGCUGGCGUCGGUUGGGCCCUUCUGUGGCUAUGCUGGCGCAGCUUUCGCCGGGCGAGUCGAACGCCCUUGGGGACUGGCAAGAUCGAGUCUCUGACCAGAGGAGUGCCAUGCCCGUCCACUACAGUGGGUUGCGCUACAAGGAGAGCGUUCGGGUCAAGCAUUUGGUGUGGGCCUACAUGGGGGAGUUGCGCCCCUAUCCGACGUGGGAUGCGGUGACCCCGCAGGACGUCGCGGAGCACACGACUUUGGCCCAGUCCCUAUGCGACUCCCAGGUCAGGGCUGACAAGGAGCUCCUGUGGCAGGGACCCGCCUUCGCCGCGCACAAGCCCAAGAAGUUUACCAUGAGGUUGGCUGCCCCUCUUGCACGCAAGUCCUUGGCCGGCCCGGUGCUACCUCUGGCGAAGCUGCGGUCGAAGCGCAGGGCGGAGCCUAAAGCAGUGGCGAGCAGCUCGGCCCGGCCCAGCUCGGCUGCUGCGGAGGUGCCCGCACCUGGUUCCCCCAUGCCGCCUUACAUCGGUCGCCACAAGACGUCGCAGAACUUCAAGGACGGUGCGCUGCCACCAAGCUCUCCACAGACAGAGUCUGCGGCGGGAAGCAUGCGGCCCUGGACUGCCGCACCAAGAAAUAUGGCCUACCUCCCGGCUAUGUCGUCCCCGGACAAUCGCCUGAGCCAGCGCCUGCUUCCCGACGGUGUCCAGCCGACGCACCGGCCGAAGGUGAUGGCCGCGAGACUCCAGAAGGAGGGUGGCGCCAGGUGUGACGUGGCUCCCCCGCUUCCCCUGGCUUCGCCUCCGGGGGCGUUACCUUGGGGGGCAGGAUCAGGUGUGGGUCCCCGGCGCGAGUCACCGGCUCCGGCACGCCGGGUUGACACGGCAGCAGCUACAGGCUGGGGCUCAGGCAGCUCCCCUGCCCCGAAGAUCAAAGCUAUGCCCAAGGCCUUCAGGACCCCGCCGGCGCCGGACCCCACAGAGGCUGAGAACCAGGCGGUCUUCGACAAUUUGGCGGGCAGGCGCCCAGUCCAGCGCCCCACCUGUAUUUGGGAAUCGCCGGCAGGAGGGCGUCUUUUCCUGUCCGGCUUGCCGCUGCGGGAAACCAGUGGCCAAUUCCCGACGAUCCAUUUGCAGAUUACUUGUAUGGAUCGAACCCCGGAACAACGGGGCGGCAUAGCCCUGUGCAGCCGGAACCUGCUGUUCAACGUCUCGGCCAGGCAGUCCCGGGAGGAAGAGUGGCUCCGCGAGACCCAGGAGGAGGCGAACCAGGCGAUCCUGAGGGUGAGACAGAUCGAGGUGGAUCGCGCUAUCCAGCAAGACCGCAGCCUGGGUUCGUGGUUGGCCGGGGCCGUGCGUAACACACGUGUCCCCCCAACACCUGUGCAGCCACGCGGAUAUAUCGCCACUGCGAGCUCGCACCUCCACCUCGAGUCCCCGGAGGAAGGCGUUCCUAUCUGCAAGCAAAAGCAGGGUAUUGAGAGGCGCCGGUUGGCCAACCCGCAGCGCACGACUAGCAAGCUAGAGGCCAUCGGAUGGGAGCGACCCAUCUGCGAGGGCUGCUUUUCACGAGCAUCCUCCAAGUAUUUUCCGGUAUAG